AUGCCCCCACCACUGAGACACAUGCCCCCAGGGCCACCACCAAGGAGUGGUGCCCCUGGACCGCCGACCGGUCCUACAUCGGGACCGCUGGCUGGCUAUGUUCUGCGACCCCCAGUUGGUCCCGCUCCUGCCCCUGUAAAGUCACGUGCGCAGCAGGCCUAUGAGCACAUUGACAAUGACGAGUCGGAGUCGGAGCCGUCCACAGAUGGUGAUAACGAGCCCAACAACGUCGAGGUCCAGCGGCUCAACAAACAGCGCCAGAGGAACCGCGGCCCAAUGAACCUGCCCAGGCAAGGAGCAUCGAGGAGCAACGACAAAGGGAAGACAGUGCCGCGGCCAUCAGACACCGAUAACGAUGUCUCGCUGGCCCCGCACAACUGGCCCGAUUUGUUCCCUCUCCCGGUCAACACACAACCGUGGAAGGCGACCGAGUGA
Messenger RNA from Sparassis crispa, 435 nucleotides. RefSeq lists its product as hypothetical. The record is from RefSeq and is a predicted model, not a curated record. NCBI's taxonomy places the organism in Eukaryota, Fungi, Basidiomycota, Agaricomycetes, Polyporales, Sparassidaceae. The transcript has a single exon. The coding region runs from base 1 to 435 and encodes 144 amino acids.